CGGACGGACAAAGCGCCCGAACGGCCAGAGUCAUGUGUCCGAUGUAAGCUUCUCCGAGCUCUGCUGAGACAUGGUGCUACCUGAAAAAAACUCCAGUUCAUCUGCUCUCAAGAAGACCCCUGAGCAGCAUGCUCCGAGGCACCAGAGCAUGCCCUCUCCAGCCCUGUGCUGCGCCUGUGGGCUGUGCAUCAUGCUGGCUGGCAUCAACAUCACCCUGGUGGGAGCGUUUGCAUUUGGUACCUUCAUCCCUACAAGCAAUCCUCCCAUCUUCAUUGGGCCUCUUCUUCUACUCAUAGCGCUGGCUUUCUUUACAGCCUGCUGCGUCAUCAGCAGGAGACCUCAAGCCCACACUGCCCAUAAGGCCAAAGGAGGUGAGAAAUGGGCGCUGAUGAGGAUGGGGGCAGUUGCUUUUGAGAUGGAGACGAGCGAGCACACGCUUCAGGACACGACAGCUGUCCAGCUCAGCCCCACCAACUCCCCUAGCUCAUCUCACAAAUCCAGCUCCAUCCAAGGGGAAGCCGCUGCCCCGCCUUCCUGUCAGGAUGAAGCCACUGAGCAGCACACAUCUGAGACCUGUGGCUCUGGAGAUAAACCCACUCUGAGCUCCGACUGCCGGGAGAGCACUUCCACACAGACGCUGCCUGAUCACAUCACUACAUAG
Molecule: messenger RNA, 661 nt
Organism: Neolamprologus brichardi
Lineage: Eukaryota; Metazoa; Chordata; Actinopteri; Cichliformes; Cichlidae
Product: transmembrane protein 275-like
Source: RefSeq, a predicted model, not a curated record